AUGAGGGAGUGGUUGGCCCUAGCAGCGCUCGGCGCAUCAUCAGGAAGCUUGGCCACUGGGCUCGGUGGGUUCGAUGUUGUUGCGUUUGCAUCAGCAGCUGACGGCCCGGGCGUUGUUGCUACCAAUAAUGAUGGCCACUCGUAUAGCCCCAUCUCGGCGGAAAUGUCGGCAGGUCUUUUGGUGGGGGCGGACGAUAUGGUACUUACAAGGAAUAGUGGGAGAGAGGCAGUACAACCACCGGAAACGGGGACCCGAAGGUCACGAGAAAAACAUGAGAAAGUCCUGGGGCAGGAUGAAGAAGCAUCCACAGGAAAUGCUAUUGUCGAUGCUGCCCCUGCAGUUGGUUCUGGUGUUCGAGAGGAACAGGAGCUGGUGACAGAGGAUUUGCACUAUACGGGUAGUCGGUCGGGUUCACACAGCAACGCGAAGAAUUCGGAUUUCCCACGGAGAGACAUGGAAGGGAAUUCUGUAAUUUCGGCAAGUGGGAGCGGGUUCUCGAAAGGGGGAGGUGAUGCCCAAAGCCUAUUGCUACUGAACAUGGACCCUUUGUCUCCGUUGCUGUUGCUCCCACGAGCUCCUCGAAUGGCGGGCAUGAAGUCAUUUGUCUUGGGGUUAGUGCUUCUGCUACUGGCUGGGUGGAUUAUUUUAGAGGGGGAUGACACUGUGGCUUUCGGCCCCGCCCAUUCAUUGGCUAGUGCCGGGGACCUCGACCGCGAAGAUGUUUCCUCUAUUGCCUCUACCCUGCUGGUGCUCAUUGGUGCACUUUCUCUUCUUUCAGCGGUGUACAGACACCUUCACAUUGUUCGCCAACAACUUGAAUGGAUUCAGAAAGCAGAAGAGGGGAUAGAGACCGCAAGAAUGCUUCAUCAAAGCAGGCUGAAGCGAAUCUUGGCGCGGCAGCGUUAUGAAGGGGUAAUCACUGAUGUUGGCAAAUAUGGCUAA
Molecule: messenger RNA, 942 nt
Organism: Eimeria maxima
Lineage: Eukaryota; Apicomplexa; Conoidasida; Eucoccidiorida; Eimeriidae
Exons: 1
Coding region: 1-942 (313 amino acids)
Source: RefSeq, a predicted model, not a curated record